Molecule: messenger RNA, 1485 nt
Organism: Cladophialophora psammophila CBS 110553
Lineage: Eukaryota; Fungi; Ascomycota; Eurotiomycetes; Chaetothyriales; Herpotrichiellaceae
Exons: 12
Coding region: 1-1485 (494 amino acids)
Biological process (GO): carbohydrate transport; transmembrane transport
Cellular component (GO): membrane
Molecular function (GO): carbohydrate:proton symporter activity
Source: RefSeq, a predicted model, not a curated record
AUGGCCAGCAAUCGAUACACCUUGGGCAUUGCCCUAUUCGCCUCUCUGGGCACAUUCUUAUACGGAUACGAUACGGGUAUCGUGACAACCACUAUCGCCCACCCGAGCUGGGUCGAGUACAUGAAUCAUCCGGAUCCUGGUCUUGUUGGAGCUGUCGGCGCGAUCUACAUCGCCGGAGAAGCAUUUGGUGCUGUCUUACAAAUCCUGAUCGGGGACAAGCUGGGUCGAAUCGGUUUCAUGCAGCUGCUGUGUGUGAUUGUUACCAUUGGAUGCGUCAUCCAAACCGCAGCGGUCAACAUUGGCCAGCUGCUUGCUGGACGCAUUUUGACCGGCAUUGCAGUGGGCGCCCUUUGUGCCACCGUCCCAAUCUAUCUGUCCGAGAUCAGCAGCCCCAAGUCGCGCGGCUUAAUCGGUGGUCUCUCUGGAGUCGGUCUGUCCUGCGGCAUCAUGGUGUCCAACUGGGUUGGAUUCGCAUGCAACUAUGCUCCCUAUGGCACCUUGCAGUGGCGGCUUCCUCUCGGCCUCCAGAUCCCAUGGGGAAUAAUCAUGUUGAUUGGCCUCAUGACUUUUAUGCCAAACUCCCCCCGGUACCUGCUUCGAAAGGGUAAAGUCGAAGAAGCACGCAACGCGUUCGUCAAGAUCCGCAGUGACUUGCAUUCCCACGACGUGAUCCAAGAGUUCGGCCUUAUGAGAUCUCAGAUCGAGUUCGAGAUGGAGCGACACCUCCCGUCUCUCGGGGAAGCAUUCAAGCUCUAUCGCCAUCGGGUCUUGGUGUCUAUCGCAGUUCAGGUCCUGACAGCGGUGACUGGAGUCAAUGUCAUUCAGUACUACCAAACGACCCUCUACAAAUCUCUAGGUAUCCAAAGUCGAACUGUCCUGGCACUGACUGCGGUUUGGGGCACCUGCGCCUUCCUGUCCAGUGCCAUAUCCAUCAAGUUUCUCCCCGACAUUUGGGGUCGCCGAAAGAUGUUGCUCCUCGGGGUCGCUUGGACAAUUGUCACCGAGAUAUAUGCCGCCGUCAUGCAGCGCGAAUUUCAAGAUACAAACAACCGCGUUGGGAAGGGGUUCGCCAUUCUCGGCAUCUACGUAUUUACAGUUGGAUAUUAUAGCUUGAUCAACCCGGUAACUUGGAUCUACGGCGCUGAGGUUCUCCCCGUGUCCCUUCGCAAUAAGUUCAUGGGCGUUGCUGCCACGGCACACUACGUCGUCAAUGUCGCCAUCACCGAGGCCGGGCCCAGCGCCUUCAAAAAGAUCAGAGAGAACUACUACUACGUUUUUGUCGGUUGCUGCUCUGUGUACCUUGCCAUCAUUUACCUGUGGUUCCCGGAAACUAAGCAGAAGACUCUCGAAGAGAUCGCGGCGGCGUUUGGAGAUCACGUCGUGGAGGUCGAGGAGCGCGAGGUUCUCGCCGAAGAGGCAGCGCUAGCGACCAAGGCCGAUGAGACCAAGUCUAGCAGCACCGCGCAUGUCGAGGUCAAAGCUUAG